This is a messenger RNA of Cadophora gregata, 2151 nucleotides long. RefSeq lists its product as uncharacterized. Gene Ontology annotation, biological process: DNA-templated transcription; positive regulation of transcription from RNA polymerase II promoter by galactose. The coding region runs from base 1 to 2151 and encodes 716 amino acids. NCBI's taxonomy places the organism in Eukaryota, Fungi, Ascomycota, Leotiomycetes, Helotiales, Ploettnerulaceae. Gene Ontology annotation, molecular function: zinc ion binding; DNA-binding transcription factor activity, RNA polymerase II-specific; RNA polymerase II cis-regulatory region sequence-specific DNA binding. The record is from RefSeq and is a predicted model, not a curated record. Gene Ontology annotation, cellular component: nucleus. The transcript is spliced from 7 exons.
AUGCAGCAGGGAUUUCAAGAAGUACCGAAAGAGCCGCAACCUAAACGUCGCAAGAUCCAGUUGGCUUGUAACAAAUGUCGCAAUCGAAAGACAAGAUGCGAUGGGACCCGUCCAGUUUGUGUUGCCUGCCUCGAAAGAGGACUUGCAGGAGAGUGUAGUUAUGAGGUCGCAGCGCCACCUCCACGGAGAUCUACUAUUCAGCAUCAACACCAGGAACAUACAGCGCUUAGUGCAACACCAAAAUCAGCAGAUAACAGUGCUGGUUACGUAAUAGAUGGUUCACCCUUGAGUAACGGUCACCAUCUCGUCUCCAGCACUGGUGGAAGUUCGGUGGCAGCAGGUCUCACGGCCUAUCCUGCCAAAUCCAGUUCCGACCCAGUUGCAGACAACAACAACAACAACCGUGUGGAUGGAUUGGCCACCGUCGCGUUCCCACGUCAAGACGCAAAUUUGUACGGGGAAUCUUCAACAAUUGCAUUUGUACGCCACGUGAUGCAUGAACCCUCGCCCCAGCCACAAGAGAAUUGGCAAGACACAGCGACUUCCCCGGAGUUGGAACCCAUUCGUGACAAAGACGAGAGCUUAAUGAUUUACCCUCGACGCCAGGCGGCCGAUGACUACAUGAACUCCUUUUGGGAGUUUGUGCAUCCGGUUUUUCCAAUUCUCCACAAGGCAUCUUUUAUGUCCAAGUACGCUGAAGUCUGGUCUCCAGAGCCGUCCAAAGGUCCGAACGGUACCAGCCAAGUUGACGAAGUUGCUUUCUCCGCGUGCUUGAAUCUCACCUUCGCCUUAGGAUGUCAGUUUAGUAGCUUCGUAUCUGCAGACAAGCGGGUGGCGGUCGCCGACGAAUUCUACCAAAGAGCCAGGAAGAUAUUCAUUUUCGACAUCUUAGAUACGUCAUCACUGCCGGUACUUCAGAUGCUAUUACUCACGGGCGUAUAUCUCCAAUCUACAAAGUACUCGGAGCGAUGUUGGAAUAGCGUUGGACUUGCCAUUAGAGCUGCCCAGACCCUGGGCUUGCAUUCGGAGUCAACGGCUAGAAGACCUGCUAGACAGAUCACUCGAGAGAUCAGAAGGCGGGUUUGGCACGUUUGUGUCACACUCGAUCGGCUUUUGGCGAUGACUUUUGGCCGACCAGCAAUGAUUGCGAGAUCGUGGGAUACACCAAUCCCGCUUAUGAUCGAUGACGAAUAUCUCGAAGCCGAAGAAGAAGGUCACCAGCCUACCAACAGACCGUCACGGUUGGGUCUAUUUGUGUUCUCUUCGAAACUUUACGACAUAUUAGACAAGAUUCUCGUCACAUUCUAUACCACUGAAACUCCCACACCAAUGUCAACCGACGAUAGCGUACAAAAACUUUUGAGUAAUGUCCUAACAUUCAAUCGUCAAUUAGACAACUUUAGGAAUUCAAUUCCGGAAUUCCUAAAGCUCCCAACGAGGGACGACCCCCCUGGUCCCCACAUGAACAUAUCCAGCAUCCAGAUUCAGGCUCGCAUUUUAAAUUGCAGAUAUUUGUACACCCGAGUCAUGCUGCUCCGCCCUGUUCUGCUUUUAAGCACGCAGAGUAAUCUUCGACCUGGAUUAGAUGCACCGGAUCUAUGGAGUGCAGUAACACUAGACAGAGAGCUCGCUAGCUAUGCUUGCAAUCUGUGUGUUUCAACCGCGCAAGAACUGGUCGAGAACCUAUGUCAAAAUGUUGAUACUCCAUAUCGGAUAUCACCAUGGCACACCGUUUAUCUGUCUUUCGCCGCUGCUAUCGUUCUCAUAGCAGCAUACAGAUGCCCAGCUAUCGAUCCUGUCGCAAAAGAAGAAGAGUUAAAUCAUUCGCUAGAUCAAUGCAGAACUAUCCUAGCGUAUUACGAGCCACAAAUUCAUUCCGCUGGCCAAGCCAUUCGCGUACUACAGACACUAAGGGGUCAUAUAAGGAACACCCGGACUCGGAUCCGCUCUGGGCGAGCGACGAAUCGAGGGAGUCCACUUCACCCCACUUCCAUACCAGAUGGACAGCCUGGGAUGGAUCUGGAGAACUUUGCAAACAUGGAACCGUCGCAAGAGUGGUGGAACGAACUCCUGCCAGUUAGGAACGAGCUUAAUUCGGAGACUUGGUACAACCAGCAUCUGGUCAAUUUGGACUGGCUGGAUAUCUCUUGA